AACGGCUCUGUCCGGUAGGGGGCAGUAAUGCGCCUCUCGCUGCUGAUCGUGCGCCAGACUCGUCUCGAGCAGAAGAAGGAAGUGACAUUUUCAACUGUCCUUGUGCUGGAGCGGCUUCCUGAAGGAGAAGUUAUCACAAUGUUUAGGCACUUAAGGAGCCUGCAGCAGGUCUCCAGACGGACUCUGUCCAGCUCUGCUCGCAGACCGCUGGAGAACAAGGUCCCUCACAAGCAGAAGCUGUUUCAGGAAGACAAUGGCAUGCCAGUUCAUCUGAAGGGAGGAUCGACAGAUGCUCUCUUGUACAGAGCAACCAUGGCUCUUACUGUCUUUGGGUCUGGUUAUGUGCUGUAUACACUGAUCGAUGCAGCGCUGCCCAAGAAGAAGAACUGAACGUGCUUCUCUGUUCAUGUGUCUGAGCUGUAAAGAUCUCUAAAGAUCUCUGUGUGUCCUGUCACUUAUUUUCAUUACAUUGGAUUAAUAUUUAUUGAUUGUACUGUAAAGAGCAAUCAUUAAUUAUGUAAUAAAACCUUCCACUGGCCGUCUGUGUUUGAAGAUUUCCUCUCAACCGUAUUUUCACAAUAUUUCAUUAGAUUUAAAGUUAUGAUGCACCAGAAGUAGUUACAGAUCUGGUCUUCCAUCCUGUGAUGGGCGGGGCUUUGGUUCUGUGCGCUGGUUCUUGAUUGGAUGUUGAUGUGUGGGCGUGGCUCUUAAAAAGGCAGGGGCGGGGCUUAUGCAUCACCAAAACAUGUCUGUUGUUUUAAUCUCUGGUCCAGUUAUGACACUGAUAUAAGUGCAAUAAAUAAAUAAAAAUGUUAAA
This is a messenger RNA of Carassius gibelio (silver crucian carp), 817 nucleotides long. RefSeq names its product cytochrome c oxidase subunit 7A2, mitochondrial. Gene Ontology annotation, biological process: mitochondrial respirasome assembly; regulation of oxidative phosphorylation; mitochondrial electron transport, cytochrome c to oxygen. The coding region runs from base 28 to 390 and encodes 120 amino acids. The transcript has 4 exons. NCBI's taxonomy places the organism in Eukaryota, Metazoa, Chordata, Actinopteri, Cypriniformes, Cyprinidae. The record is from RefSeq and is a predicted model, not a curated record.